Messenger RNA from Trichobilharzia szidati, 300 nucleotides. Lineage: Eukaryota; Metazoa; Platyhelminthes; Trematoda; Strigeidida; Schistosomatidae. The record is from the annotation of a GenBank genome assembly.
AUGCCAUUACCUUCUGCAGAGUCACCGUCACAACUAGAAAGUUCAAAUGCACCAGCAAAUUCCUCUAAUUUAUGCGUGAUAGUUGAUAUGCCAUCUUCAAAAGGCGCUACCAAACCAUCUUCAUCCAACAUUCCACCUACGUUUAAUAUAGCUAACAUUCUAUCACCUGAAACUCAGACAGAAACAUCAAGAAGUAGACAGAAUGGAGACGAUACUGAAAUCACCGAGAAUAUUAAAUGUAUUGAGAAUACACAACCAAUUUUAAAUAAUCGUAAGUCAUCAGAUCUUGUUUCAAUGUGA